CCUACCUGAGCAGAAAUCUUCAGGAAGCUUCCUCUCUCUCUCUCUCAGUUUUACUCUGAAUACAAUUUUGGAACAUUGUUUUUGGAGGAUACAAAUGCUUCAUCGUAUGGAAUAAUUUUUCUUGUUCAAUCUGGAUUAUUUAUUAAAUUUAUUUUUAUCAGUGUGGUUUUGAGGUUGAACGAAAUUCCUGGAUUCCUGGAAGUGGUUGGAUCACACUGUUUCUCCACCUCCUGCUCUGCGGUGAUGGAUGCGCGGUGCCGGAGAAUUUGACGAGGACAGGGUGUAGCGAAAAGCGGGUUCGCAGCCGGUGUCCGUGAUGCGCACUCUAAGCGGAGGCUCGCGCUACCUGCGCGCCGGAUUCCUGGCGCUCGUGCUCGUCGUGCUCGACGCGAGGGGCGCGAGGGGCGUCGCGUGCCCCGCGCCGUGCGCGUGCCACGUUCCCACCGAGGUGCAUUGCACGUUCAGAUCCCUGAGCGUCAUACCCAGUGGGGUUCAGGCAGUCGUGACAAGACUUAACAUGGGGUACAACAGCCUAACAAUCCUAAAAGAACAUGACCUGUCAGGUCUGGAAAGCUUGGAGUUGUUAUUGCUGCACAGUAACACCAUCCAAACGAUUGAGGACAGGGCGUUCAGCGACUUAAAGUCUCUGCAGGUAUUAAAAAUGACUUACAAUAGAGUCAAAGAGCUCCGCAAAGAAACAUUUCGAGGCCUGGACAAUUUGUUCCGCCUCUACAUGGACCAUAAUUCCAUCGAAUUCAUCCAUCCGGAAGCUUUCUAUGGCCUCAGGUCUCUACAGUUGGUCAACCUUGAAGGCAACGCACUCCAACAGCUUCAUCCAGAUACUUUUAUAAAUCUAAGAUACAACCAGAUAUUUAAAAUUUCAACUAUCAAGACCAUAUAUCUAUCAGAAAAUGCACUGACCACUCUACCAGCUACAUUGUUCACCAGUUGCUACCAGCUAGAGAACCUCUUUCUUAGUGGGAACCCUUGGUCAUGUGAUUGUCAAAUGGACUGGCUUGCAGCAUGGAUCAAAAGGAAUCCAGGUGUCCUGAAAUGUAAAAGAGAUAGGAAGUUUUCUGGAGAACAGAUGUGCCCCAUCUGUAAAUUUCCACGUACCUCCAGAGGCAGCAAUAUAAUUUAUAUGCCAAGUCAAGCCUACACAUGUUCUAAGCCAUGGAUUUAUUCUCGUUCGAAACAGAGAAAUAUCACAAUGGAAGAGAACGGUUAUGCCCCAGUCCUUCCCAAAGACUUCAUUGCUCCAAUUGGGAUGAUGGAAAUGAAAGUUUCGGACCAGUAUAACAAGGAUGCCACCAUUUCGUGUGUUGUACAGAGGCCAGGGGGUUUGGACAACUUGAAUGUAAGCCAUGGAGUAAUAAGCAAUAAUGUUACAACCCUCAGUGCAACUGUGACUACAUCACUCGUUUGCAGUAUUGAUCAUGAUCACAUUCGGCAACUUUGGGGCAUCUUGGCUUCUUACAGUGACUCCCCAAUGAUACUUGAGCGGGAUUUACUUCUCUCCAUGUCACCAGAAAUGAGCUACAAAUACAAGCAAGCGAAAUCAAAUGAUAGUGAAAUCUUCACAGAGAUUGAGGCGGAAAUGAAGGCAAAUCCUGCAUGGUUAAUGCAAGGUACUAUUAACUUACAGCUGGACCUUACCACCACCACAUAUUCAACACUUCAUAUUAAAUAUUUGUCCAAUAUUGAAAUGAAUAUCGAAAGCAACAAAUUGAGAAGUGACCGAUUCAGUUGGACUAUGAUCAAAAAGCACAACCAGACUAAGACUGAGUUUUCAGUACUUAUUGGUGGUGUGGCUGAACUUAAUUGUGAAACCUAUGGUGAUCCCAAACCCUCCAUAGAGUGGAUUUUACCAGAGGGAAUCAAGGUGCGUGCACCAUAUACUACCGAAGACCGGAGGAUAGUAAUAUUAGACAAUGGGAAGCUAAUUUUAAGAGCAGCAGAUAGCUCUGAUACUGGUAUUUACCACUGCAUUGCCACUAAUUAUCUAGAUGCAGAUGUGCUUUCAUUUAGGAUCACGGUACUGUCCCCAGAUGUUGAGGAGGAAGAUAUCAAUGGAGUUCGGCUUUCACUUCCUGUGGGUGGGAGUUUAGUUCUUGAUUGUGAAACAAAUGGUACCCCACAAGCCUCUGUACAAUGGAUAUUUCCAGACCACACAGUUAUGGAUCAGUCUUUUGGAAACAGGAAACUGUACCCAAAUGGUACUUUAGCAGUUCAUCCACUCACUGAAAGAGACAGGGGUUUUUAUAGAUGCUUAGCUGCUAACCAUCUCGGGGUCGAUUUAUUAGCCUCUCUAGUCACUGUGUCUAGCGAUAGGUCAAAAAUUGUGACACUGGCCAGUGUAGAUGGGUCUGGUGAUGAUGUACCAAUGGACACAGAGGAUAACCCUGUACUUUACAAUGAAGGUCCUUCCAGUAGAGUUAGUCAGGAAUCAAGGACAAUUACUUCAGAUAGACCGUACCCUAGACACAGGCCCUCACUUCGCCAUGGAGUACCAACAAACAGAAAGGGAGGUAGCAGACACAAGGGGUGGUCUAGAAGGGUAUUUGACAAAGCAUCCCGGAGAGUAGACCCUGAAAGAUUAGCAGAUUAUAUCAAUAGAUCUCAAAACAAGAAAUCAGGGAAAGAUAAAGAUGGCAGUAUGAACCCACUAGAUAAAUCACAAGUUAAUGGUGGACUUUCUCUUGAUGAUGAGACAGGUUCAGGGUAUAUAAUCUUGGAUGGUGAUGUUUCCAUGCCAGAUCAAGCAAUAUCAAGUACAGAAAAUCCAGAAAAUAUAUUUGUUAGUGUUAUGGUAAAGAAUGAUCAGAAUAAGGCAGAUGAAAUUAGAGAGGUACUUAGAGAUAAUCUGAAUAAUGUUAUGACCACAACAGAAAACAUGAGAACAAUCACAACAGGUUCCUACUCUUACACAGAUAUCAGCCCAAUGGUGCCAAGUGUUACUCUGAGCAAUCAUGAAUUUCAAAAAGAUGAGACAACACCUCUUAGAACCACCCAAAGUCAUAAAGUUGCUUCUAGUAGUAGCAAAUCCAACAGUGCAGAACAAAGUACAAACCAACAUUUGCAACCAUUUGGUGUAAAAUUUGAAAUGACUGAAACCAUGGAUGAGAUGGAACUUCAGUUUUCUGGGGAUAUGCCAGAGACUGCAACUGAGGUACUGCCACACUUAAUUUCUCAGGUCCCUAAUGUGACACCAGUAUUAGAUCGACCAGCACAAAAAGUAAACCCAGUGAUACACACAUCCACAGACUCUGAGAGCCAAACCACUUAUACAGCAGUCACUACAACAGAAAGAAAACAUGAUGAGAUCACUUUGCAUACUACUCAGAGAAUCAAGUCUCCUCAUCUGCCCCGUGGAUCUACCAUUAUCUCCCAUCAACAAAUACACAUUAUUCCUCCCAGUAAAAAGCGACCAGGAAGGAGACAAAAAAUAUUCGGUAGACGCAGAGUUAUUCUGCCAAAUAAGAUUACGGAUAUACAGACUUUAUUGGAUAAGCUCAAAAAGCCAUCUGUAGAAGCUACUGUCCUAUGCCGAACAGAACUGACCACAAAUUGUAGUAGUGAAAAAGAAAGUAUAUCUGCUGUAAAAUCUGAAACAAAAGAUUUAAUUAGCAGAUUGCCAACCUCUUCGUUAAUAAAAACAGAAACACUUAACACAACAACCCUAAACACCCCAUUUAUUUCUUCAUCAGUGCUGUCUACUAAAUCUACAGGGGGUCAAUUAUUGAUCAGUGAAUUUGUUCGUUCUACAAAUGUCCCUGAGCAAAUCUCUACAAAAAAUCCAAUGGAAGACAUUCCAACCAGUGCUGCAACUACAACAACCAAGGCUUCAAAAGUCAUACAGGGAAAGAUACCAUGGCAUAGAUUGUUCGGAAGCAAAGAGGGUCAGCGGGAAAUUCUUAAGAGACUUCGAAAACCAGCCAAGCCAUCCAUAACAGUAAAGAGCACAACAACAGUUAAAACCAUGACCACAACUGCACCUUCAAGGCCCAUAACUACCCUACCUACAGCUGAGUCAAUGGCUAUGCCAAUGACUGCUGUACCUCUUAUCACACAAAGAAAUCAAGACAGUUCAUGGAUAUCUUAUGAUAACUUAUCAGGAUCGUCAAAAGUCACAGAAUCACAGAAUUCUUUGAAAGACAUGACUUCGUUGACAACUGCCAGUUCCCCCAGCAAAUACCAGAAAGCAACAGUAAUGUACACGCCAGUAACUACACCAACAUAUGUAUCCAUGGUAUUGACGGCUACAACAUCCCACAUAACCCCAAUUCCACCAUCCCAAACAAUGACUAAAACAACAUACAAAGAUGAUACAGUUGAGUUGUCAGGCGCUUACUCUGGUGGGUCUGGGGGCUUUGGUGGUAGGUCUUGGAGAAAUCGAAAGCCAGGUUUCCAAAAACGACGUUACAGAGGAAGACGACCAGUUAAAAAAACAACCACACAAGCUUCAACUACCAAACCUGCAACAUUAGAAACCACCUCUUUAACACCACAUACAAUUUCAAGAGUAACCAAGCCUUGGUAUAUAUCUACUGUUGAGCUUCCAAGGUCCACUAUACAAACAUCAUCUAAUUUAUUAGACUCUGACAAUGAAGAAUGGAGAAGCAUAGCCAAACCGACCAGCUUUCCAAAAACUAUAACAAGUAAAUCUUCACCCACACAUAGUUCAACUUAUACAGCUAAUAGGGCAACACCAUACAUUAUACCACAGUCAAAAGUUCAGAAACCCAAUGAAAGAAUUAACACAAUUAAAAGUAUCACCCCAAGAAGAGGUGGAAGGUAUCAAACUCAGAAACCUGCUAUUCACAGAGUAAGACAGAAAACCAGAAACAAGGACCGUUUUAAACAACCAACAACAACUGCUUCAUCUGACACUAAAAAGAUUAGUACUGUGAGGACACUAACCUUUGACACAGUGACUGUUGUUACAGCAGAAGAAAACAAGAUCACUUUAUUUCCAUCCAGCAGUGGUAUUUCUAAUGAAAUUCCAAAUACUUAUGAUCACACCAUAGUGUAUGAUACUUUAUUAUCUACUACCAAAGGAUUUGAAUCAUCUACAAAGGAUGCAACAUCUAAGCCAAGAAUUGUUGGGGGACAUGCAGCCAGUUUUACAGUUGAGUCAAACUCUGAUGCGUUCCUUCCUUGCAAAGCUACAGGCAACCCUGAACCUGCUAUCAGCUGGAAACGGUUCUCUCCAAGCACAGGAACUACAUUGACCAUUAAAGGUAAAAUGGGUAAAUUUGAGGUGUUCAGGAAUGGAACAUUGUUUAUCCAGAAUGCAAAUGUCAAAGACAGAGGACAGUACCUUUGCCUGGCUGAGAAUGCUUAUGGGUCUGACAAACUCACUGUCACGCUGUCAGUGGUAGCUUAUCCUCCUCGGAUAUUAGAAGCAAAGGUUCGAGAUAUCAAAGCACACUCUGCUGAAAUAGUUGAGCUGAAAUGCAAAACAGAAGGUAGGCCGGUGCCGGUUGUGUCAUGGAUUCUAGCAAACCGCACUCAAGUCAGGGGUCAAAACAACGGUCGUGGGAGAGUAACUGUUACACCAGAAGGUACUCUGGUCAUCCAGCAGCUGUCGAUAUACGAUCGAGGUCAGUAUAAGUGCAUUGCAAGUAACCCAGCCGGAAUAGAUACAGUGACUGUGCAUCUUCAGGUGGUGGCAGCUCCCCCUGGCAUUUUGGAAGAGAAACGGCAACUGGUGACGGUUGACGUAAGGCAGAGUGUAUGGCUGCCUUGUACAGCACACGGAGACCCUCAACCCACUACCCACUGGGUUAUAAUGGAUGGAACAGUCGUAAUGCCACUUCACACUAGCUCCAGAGUGUACUCAUUUCCUAACGGCACUCUUCAUUUGAAAAACCUGGAUGUCUCUGACAGUGGAAAGUAUGAAUGCAUUGCUACAAGUUCUACAGGUUCUGAGCGGCGAGUAGUCACGUUAUCUGUGGAAAACUCGGAAAUCGCCCCCCAAAUAAUUGAAACAUCAGACCAGAGGACCGAGCUGGCAUAUGGUAGCCAACUUCGUUUAAACUGCUCUGCAACUGGCAUUCCCAAACCCCAAAUACUUUGGAGAAUUCCAUCCAAAGCGCUUGUAGACCAGUGGCACAGAAUGGGCAGCCGUAUACAGGUACUGGAGAAUGGCACACUCAUUAUUAGCUCCGUGAGUGACAAGGAUGCUGGAGACUACCUUUGUGUUGCACGCAGCAAUGCUGGAGAUGAUCUACAACUAAUGAAAGUCUCUGUGUCCAUGAAGCCAGCUAAAAUUGAAACCAAGUUUUUCAGGAAGAAACAGGUACCAUAUGGCAAGGACCUUAAGGUAGACUGCAAAGCUUCUGGUGCCCCUGUACCAGAGAUCUCAUGGGGCUUGCCAGACGGUACAGUAGUCAACAAUGCUCUUCAAUCCGAUGGCAGAAUAGGUAGUCGAUCCAAACGUUAUAUAUUGUUCGAUAAUGGAACGCUUUACCUAAAUGAGAUUGGGAUGGAUGAAGAAGGCGACUAUACCUGUUAUGCAGAGAACACCUUAGGCAAGGACGAAAUGCACGUUCACAUCACCGUUGUGAGUGCAGCACCUCGAAUACGCCCCUCAGCCCUCUCGUAUGCCAAAGUCAAGCCAGGAAGAAGCGUUCGCUUUGACUGUGAGGCCAUUGGGGAACCCAAACCCAAGAUUCUGUGGAUGCUGCCAUCCAGUGACAUGAUUGCUGCAUCAAAUGAACGAUACCUGAUGCAUGUCAAUGGAUCUCUUGAUAUCCGUAAUGUAAAGUUAGCUGAUGCUGGAGAGUAUCUUUGCAUAGCUCGCAAUGCUGCAGGUGAUGAUAGUAAAGUGUUCAAGUUGGACAUGGAUGGCAAUCCACCCAUCAUCAAUGGCUAUUACCAGAACAGGACAGUCGUUAAGGAUACAGCUGAAAAGUAUUCAAGGAAGUUAAUCGAUUGCAAAGCUGAAGGAGACCCUACACCAAAGAUCACAUGGAUAAUGCCAGACAAUAUCUUUCUCCCAGCUCCUUACUACGGAAGCAGAAUUAUCGUCCACUACAAUGGGACUUUAGAGAUCCGCAAUGUAAGACCAACAGACACUGCAGAGUUUAUAUGCAUGGCAAGAAACGAUGGGGGUGAAUCUGUCAUGGUAAUACGUCUAGAGGUUACCAACCAACUCUUGAGGCCUAUCUUUAAAAACCCUUUUAAUGAAAGAGUGGUGACUCGACUAGGGAAGACUACAGUACUUAACUGUUCUGCUGAUGGAAAUCCACCUCCAGAUAUGAUUUGGACUUUACCCAAUGGCACCCAAUUGACUGGAGGGUCUAAGAGGGGAUCUCAGUAUCACCUGGGUAGUGAUGGCACAUUUGUCAUAUAUAAUCCAAGCAAAGGCGAUGCUGGCAAAUAUCGCUGUGCUGCAAAGAACAAGGUUGGAUACAUUGAGAAACUGAUUAUUUUAGAUGUUGGACAAAGGCCUUACAUUCUAACACGGCCAAGAGGGAUUAUCCGCAGCGUGUCUGGAGAACCCCUGUACCUCCAUUGUUUGGCUGAUGGAAGCCCUCGUCCUAACAUCAUAUGGACUGUGCCCGGAGGACAAGUCAUAAGUCGCUCUCAGAUAACGGGCCGCUACCAGCUAAUGGACAAUGGUACGCUGGUCAUCCAUCAGACCAAUUUACACGACCGUGGGAAUUAUAUGUGUCGAGCAAAGAAUAACGUCGGGGAUGCAGUUCUAACUGUGCCCGUUAUUAUAAUCGCAUACACUCCUCGCAUAACUAAUGGACCCCCACCAAAUAUAAGGGCAACAACGGGCACUCCAGUGCAGCUUAACUGCAUUGCUGUUGGAAUACCGAAACCAGAAAUCACCUGGGAAUUACCCGAUCGAUCUGUUCUCUCGUCAGCAGGAAAGGGACGUUCUUUAGGCAGUGAGAUACUUCAUCCACAGGGCACACUAAUAAUUCAAAAGCCAACAAGAGCUGACUCUGGCCCUUAUAAGUGCUUCGCAACUAAUCAUCUUGGGACAGACACCAGAGUAACAUAUAUGACAGUUAUUUAAACCAGGCAAUGAACAGCCAACAAUGCUUUUGGAAUCUUCAAGACAGUUAUCAGAAAAAAAACACUCCUCUGCAUAUUAAAUGCUGUUGUGGCAUAAUUCAUCAUUUAGAGGGCUAGCAGUAGUAAAUGGUUUACAUGUAUUUAACCAUGUAUCACUCGAAAAUGUACUUGGAUGGCAUACCAAGAAAGAUGGUGAGUAUGGUAUUGACUAAAUAGAUUUGCUGUUUAGAAAGUCCAAAUUUUGAAUUUUUGAAAAGAUAUGUGAUACUAACCUCAGGUGCUAAUGCAUACAUGUUUUUUUAUCAUUAUUUUGUCUACAUAUUAAGUAUUAUAGUGAGCAGCUGACAUUGAUCACCUUUUCCAUAUUUUUGUAAUACCGUUGAUGUUGAUGUAAAAUAUUUGACAAUUAUACUGUAUCAUUUUAAGACUGAAUUAAUAUAUUUUGAAGGGAAAAGAUUUCACAGAUUUUAUGUGAUUGAUAGUAUAGGUCACAUGGACGUACACAGAUAGCAGUCUCGGUUUUAUAUUUUAAUAAAGAAUUAACAGUGUUUCAAAAGCCAUAUAAAUGGCUUAUGAGUUCUUUUCAUAUCAGUCAGUUGUAUUUCAUAUUUAUGUGACUUUUAUACUUCAUAAUUUACUGCAUUUUAAAUUUGCAGUUUGUAUUUAAGAUGUUUUUGCAAAUAUAUAGUAUUAAAACCUGUAUAUACAUAAAACAAAUGUUAAGAUUCAUGUAUACUUGCCAGGCUGCUGGAUAUGAUUCCUACAUUUUUUUUUUUUUUUUUUUUUGUGGAAUGUCAAUUUACUUUUCUUUGUGGAGCCAUGAUCUCAUCCAGAAUACUUUUCUAAAUGUUUCAUUACAUUUAAAGAUUGAUUGGAAAAUGUAUUACUAUUUCUAUUUCUUAUUUCUAUAUAAUAAUAGACAUGGGGAUGGAUACUUAUAUUUAAAGUACUUUUAUCUCUUAGAAUUUUAAUGGUAAAGGGAUGUCCAUGUGUUACCAUUAUGGCAUAAUGAACCAGUCAGCUUCUUUUUCCAUUCUACAUUAUUACAAAACAAUUUGCACAACAUUUCUGCACUGUUACACAGAUGUGUACCAAUCACUUCAUCUUCUGCCUGAAGUUUAUUGACUCUUCAACAGUUUAUUGAAAGUUACUGUUGAACUACUAUUCGGGAUUAUAAAAUUCAGUUUUUCUUAUUUUGAGGCAAAAAAUGUGGUCCAAAAAACACACACCAGUCAAGCUGGAAAAUUCCCUAAACACUGGAAUGUUGAAUUGAUUUGUAAGCUAGAGAAACUGCUAGCAUAUGUUCACAAGACCAAUCAAUCAGCAAUUAGCUGGUUUUGGCAAGAUGCAUUGUGUAACAAACAGUCAUUUGGGGUAGGUUAUGUAAUCCUGCCUAGAAAAGCAAAUCACUCAUGAAUUGUUUUUGUUGGUUUGUAUCUUUCUGUUAUUUUCAGAUUACUAGCUUGUACGCAUUUACAGUGCAAAAAAACGAAAUAUUUGUUUCUUUAUGGUAAAUAAUGUGUACGUUUGACACCUCUAAAAUAUAUAUUCUCCAUUUACACAUUUGAUAUAUGCUUUUAUCAAAAGAGUUGUACAAUACAAGCUUACCAAAGUGUCUGGGACCUGAAUUUACAACCUUUUGGCCAAAAGCUCAAACAACUUACCAAAGCUCAUGGGUAUUCCAAGAUUUUAUCAUGAAAUAAAAACAGAUUUUUAUGCAUAUUAUGCAAGUUUGUUAGUAGUAGCACUGGUUUCCUUGAGUGGUGGGUGGAACCAAGUCGUUAGCUUAGCUCAUUAUAAUGAGCUCAUCUGGACUGAAUUAGCCAGUCUUUAUGAGCUUGCAUUUUGGAAAACCUUCCUUGCCUAAGAGCAAAACAGAAAUUAAAUACAGAAACUAGACGUUCAACCAAAAGAUUUAAGACUUAAAAGAGUUAUUAAAAAUAAUACUGUGAGGUCAUUUAGAUGUCACAGGGAUGUUUGGGUAUGCUUGACAACACCUGUUUUAUUUUUUUUUACUUUUUUUUGAUCCAGUUUUAAUUAAAUGAACAAAACUGCCAAAAAUAUGUUUUUUUAUGUUAUAUGUUAAAUGCGGUCCCCUGAGUAAGGCCUGGCUAAUGGAUCCCCCCUAGUUGGAUUGAGUGUUUUUGGGAUUCCAGCUGGCUGCAACACAGCACAUUAUAAGAAAAAUGGAAAAAUAAAACGUGCCCAUUUCCCUCAAAGGCACUUUCAAAAACAUGUCAUAUCUGAUAAUUCUCCACUACAGUUUCUUGUCCAAAUUCGGGAUAAACUCUGACUAAGUCCUUAAAGACCUUUAAAAACUCUCACUGUGUGUCUCUUUAUCAAAUCUGAUGAUCCCACCUAAUAUGCUUAUUUUAUACAGGACAUUUUUAGCUUUUGUAUCGUAACAUUUUAACCACACUUAUCGUUUUCAAUUGUUUCCCAAAAGUUGCUUAUCCACACUGAAACGUCUGGAAACACUUGCGUACCUAUUGGACUGCUUCAAAGAACAGUAUCAGCUCAUGAUCUUCCCCCCCAAAAAUAAGGACGAGCUCACAAAACUUUAGAUUGUGUCAUUAUUUUCACAGUCCAAUUUAUCUACUUUGGAGAGCAUUUUCAAAAAGAUUGUCUAAAAAUGCCGUCUCAGUGUGGACAGGGGCCAAAGCAGAAAGAAAAGUACGCCUUUUCAAACGAAGACGUAUUGGUGUGGACAUGGCCUGAGGCCAUGAAGUGUGGACGUUAGUAAUUGGCAUACUGGAAGAAAGACUGGGAGCCCUGAAGUGUGUGAAGUGUUGGAGAUGUAGUUGGUAGCAGCCGUGUUUGAUUGACGGUGUUCAAUUGCACCAAUAAGUGCAGUUUUAAGACUCCAGCAAUCUAUCUGAUCUAUUUUUAAAGGAGUACUUCAUCCAUAAAUGUUUACAAUAAAUCAAAACCAGACCCAUUGAAUUUUUUACAGUGAUACACUUCUAUUGUAUUAUAUUGUUAAUUUUCACUCUCCAUUCAUUUGUAUGUUGAAGCAUUUCUGUACUCGUUUCCUGACAGCAUUUCAGUGCUACUGUAUAACCUGUGUUUAACUGUAUUCCACCCAGCCUGCUACUGUAAAACUGGAAUUUCACAGUGGAGUUUGAAAAUCCACACUUCACAUCCACUGCCACAAAGGGUUGAUUCAUCUUUCUGAUUCCAUCACAAGGAUUUCUGUCCCUGGAAAUCAGGUGCAUGAAGUCAAAUAUAAACGUGUGGUGAGCUCUGAUGUCAGUAAAUAUUUUUCAUUGAACAUUUUCAGAUUGAAACUUAGGAAGUCAUUUUCAUGGAUAAAUGGUCUUCCACACCAUAUAAUAGGUUCCAGAUGAUAGAUUAUAAACUGGGGUUAACCAGAUGGACUGGUCAGAACCAUUCCCGGACUCCCCCUAGGCUCAACGUUGAUUACACAAGACUUCAGUUCUCCUUAUUACAUUCCCCCGAGGGUCAAACUCAGACCUUUAAAUAAAGACCAUACUUUGUUUAUUUUCAACUAAAUAUGC
This is a messenger RNA of Silurus meridionalis, 11549 nucleotides long. It is a transcript of the gene igsf10, whose product is annotated as immunoglobulin superfamily, member 10. The coding region runs from base 317 to 8032 and encodes 2571 amino acids. Gene Ontology annotation, molecular function: protein binding. The transcript is spliced from 7 exons. Gene Ontology annotation, cellular component: extracellular region. Lineage: Eukaryota; Metazoa; Chordata; Actinopteri; Siluriformes; Siluridae. The record is from RefSeq and is a predicted model, not a curated record.